GGGCUGCGGGUGUCCUCGGCGGCCGCCGCAGCGUCCGCGGCGACGGCACGGUCCUCGCGGCCUCGCAGCCAGCGCUCGGGCCGGCCGCCGAAUGCCCGUGGACGCGCAUCUCCUCCCCGAGUUCCUGCUUCCCGGGCCAGCCAAAGCCGCAGGGAACAGCAUGGGCUCUUGCCUGCUGUGAUCGCCUCAAAGAAAGAGCAGAGGACAAGGCUGAAGAGGCACCUGGAUCAAGGACUGAUAAAGAAUAUGGCUGUUGCCCCUAAAUUCUACAAGCAUGGCAAGAAGCUGGCUGGUGUAGCAGAAAGCCGCAAUGGGCAGGAGAGCACUGUGCACAAGAGGGAGGCCAGGUCCCACAAAGUUCCACAGGAGGGAAGUUCUCAGGGAACUCAUAUGCCUAGCCAGCAGAGAGAAUGGGCAAUUCUGCCCCAUGUUCCAGUGAAAUUGGAGCAGCAACCAACGAUUUCUUUUUCCUGGGCACCUCGUGAUCCAUCUGUCAGGCCCAAAAGAUUUUCAAGUGCGACCCUGCAACCCAGUGCUACCCCUGGCCCUCUUCUUCUGCAGCCACAGGUCCCUAAUGCCACCAAGCAGGAUUCUGUUGUUGCUCUCUUAGAGUGGCAGAGGAAGCUGGAGGCUGCAGGGCCAACUCUCAGGAUC
Microtus oregoni (creeping vole) is the source of this 654-nucleotide messenger RNA. Its product is annotated as doublesex- and mab-3-related transcription factor C1-like. The annotation marks the transcript as partial. The record is from RefSeq and is a predicted model, not a curated record. The transcript is spliced from 6 exons. NCBI's taxonomy places the organism in Eukaryota, Metazoa, Chordata, Mammalia, Rodentia, Cricetidae.